AUGACAAAAAGUAACUUUAUUCUGAACAAAGUCAAUGAUGAACAAACAAGUUUUUUAGUUUUCUUUGGUACAUUUGUAGAUACCCCUAAAUUGGGAGAGCUAAGGAUCAGAGAAAGAACAUCCAUCGGAGUUCUUGAUGGAAUCAUCAAAUUUGUGAAGAGAGACUCUUCCGAUCCAGUCAUGGACUGUUUAGAUUAUGAUGCUAGUCUAUCACCGGAUGACAUUUUAGUGGUGGAUAUAACGGGAGAAGACAAAUCCUGCUUGACCAGUUUUUACUUCCCAGGGUUUAUAGAUACGCAUAAUCAUAUCUCACAGUAUCCGAAUGUAGGAAUAUUUGGGAAUUCUACUCUAUUAGACUGGCUGGAGAAAUACACAUUUCCUAUGGAAGCAGCGCUAGCAAAUCAAGAUAUUGCAAGCGAAGUUUAUAAUAAAGUAAUCGGCAGGACGCUAUCUCAUGGCACCACGACAGUGGCUUACUAUAACACCAUUGAUGCGAAGUCUGCCAAGCUUUUAGCUCAGAUAAGCUCUGUGUUAGGACAGCGAGUGCUUGUUGGAAAAGUUUGCAUGGACGCCAAUGCACCAGAUUAUUAUAUUGAGGACACCAAAACCUCUUAUGAAAGUACAGUGAAAAUCAUCAAAUAUAUAAAAGAAACUCUUGGUGAUCCUCUGGUAAAUCCUAUAGUGACACCAAGGUUUGCGCCCUCCUGCUCAAGAGAAUUGAUGCAAAAAUUAUCCAAACUGGUGAAGGAUGAAGACCUACAUGUGCAAACGCACUUGUCAGAAAACAAAAAGGAGAUUCAAUGGGUCCAAGAACUGUUUCCUGAAUGUACGAACUAUACCGAUGUAUACGACAAAUACGGGCUGCUCACAGAAAAAACCGUAUUAGCACACUGUGUUCACUUGACAGACGCUGAAGCGAAUGUGGUGAGACAACGACGCUGCGGCAUCUCCCAUUGUCCUAUCUCUAACUCUUCUUUGACUUCAGGAGAGUGUAGAGUACGCUGGUUGUUGGACCAGGGCAUAAAAGUCGGGCUUGGUACCGACGUUUCAGCAGGUCAUUCUUGCAGCAUACUAGCUACUGGCAGACAGGCCUUUGCCGUUUCAAGGCAUCUGGCAAUGAAGGAAAGCGACAAUGUCAAAUUAUCAGUUUCAGAGUGCCUGUAUCUAGCAACUAUGGGAGGAGCUCAAGUCUUAAACAUGGAGGAUACCUUGGGUACAUUCGAGGUGGGUAAACAGUUUGACGUUCAAGCGAUCGAUACUGGCACUCCAGGGUCCAACGUCGACACAUUCCAUUGGCAACUACAAAAGCAAGAGCAAAACCAAGAUUUUUACAAAAAUCCUCCACUAAUUACUAAAGAAGACAUCAUCGCAAAAUGGUUUUUCAAUGGUGAUGAUCGUAACACUACCAAAGUUUGGGUAGCAGGCCGGGUGGUCCACCAGACUUGA
Molecule: messenger RNA, 1446 nt
Organism: Saccharomyces eubayanus
Lineage: Eukaryota; Fungi; Ascomycota; Saccharomycetes; Saccharomycetales; Saccharomycetaceae
Gene: GUD1
Product: guanine deaminase
Exons: 1
Coding region: 1-1446 (481 amino acids)
Biological process (GO): guanine catabolic process
Cellular component (GO): cytosol
Molecular function (GO): guanine deaminase activity; zinc ion binding
Source: RefSeq, a predicted model, not a curated record